Molecule: messenger RNA, 537 nt
Organism: Adineta ricciae
Lineage: Eukaryota; Metazoa; Rotifera; Eurotatoria; Adinetida; Adinetidae
Source: the annotation of a GenBank genome assembly
AUGUCCAAGCAAUUCGAACAUCUUGCCAAUGAGAUAUUAAUCACUAUUUUCGAUUAUGUUAGCGUUCAAGAUUUAUAUAGAAGUUUCUGGGGAUUGAAUCAACGAUUGAAUGAUCUUCUUCAAUCGCUGAAUAAGUUAUCCGUGAAAAUCGAAAACAAUGAUUUAUCGUUGAUCGAAACACUUGCCGAUCGAAUUAUUCGAUUAGAAGUUGACAUCCCUGAUGGUGUUAACUGGAGUCUAUUUCCAAAUCUACGAUCAUUAACACUAAAGCGAAUAACUUUUCCGCAAUCAAAUGAACUUGCAUUAGCCCACUUACCUCAUUUAACCUAUUUUUCACUUCUAUCAUAUAGACUAUCAACAUUUCGUCAUCACAACUCUUGUUCAUCGAAUUCCUGUCACGAGAAGGCCGAAUGCCACCCACUACGCAAUGAUCCAUCGAAAUAUUUAUACCUCUGUCCUAAUAAUUCCACUGGAGUGAACUGUUCUAUCGAAGAUUUGCACUGCACCAAUGAUUACUGUGCACCAACAGCACUUUGA